UGGCAGAGGUUAUUUCUUGUAUAGCAAAUUUUGUUAUAGUCAUGUUUUUUCGUCGAAAGUUCCAGUGCUGCUUAUAAAUAAGUUUUUACAGACUAAAUUAGACGAAAUCCGUUUGCCAGAAAAUUAUCUAUUGGCACAUCUACGAUAACAACGAAAAAAUAAUAAAAAAUGUAUUAAAGUGACAUUCGCGACUAACUUCGCGAUAGUGUAGUCGCCUGUAACAAAAAAGAUGUCAGGUUGUGUGUGCUUUUCUCAGUAAAACGGUGUGACAAAUUUUUCGUAGUGUUUUCGAUGAAUUGGACACGUAAAAAUAAUCCACAGUAGCCUAGAAUUGAUUCCAGUAUUAAUCGUGAAAAAUAUACGGCCAGGGUGUGAUAUGACAGUGCUGACGAACAAUUAUAAACUUUAAAAUGGGUUGGUUGUACAUUGUAGGUACUCAGUGAUCUAGAAAAGCUUAGCAGCCAUGGAUAGCUUACAAGUUGCCGCUACUCAAGCGGCAGCUAGUAGCAAAACGUCCAGUCGCAGCACGUCUCCAUGCCGUCAUAAAGCUGACCACACCCCCAGCGCAGAAAGAGAAAAAGGCUACCAUCCCCAUCACGUCAAAACACUAAGUCAUGGGUCAGCUGACAGUGCAAAGAGUCAGGAAGGCGGAGCCUCACACAUACGCCCAUCACGUCACAAAAGUCCUACCCAACUGACCCGAAACCACGCCCACGAGCACGGACACGCCCCCGAGGGCGUGGCUAUGGACGAUUCGAUUGCGCAUAUAAUGAACGCGUCGCUGCAGGAUCUGGAGAUGUCGCAAACUUAUCCGUCGUCGUACAUUUCGAACGGCAGUGGCGAAGCGAAGGAUGAUGAGGCCGAUUGUAUCCCCUUGGACUCCAAGACGAACACCAUUUUGGAACAUUUAGGCAACAAAAUUGUCAGAGUGCGAGAUUUAAUUAGGACGGAACAAAAAUUAAGAGACGAUAACGUAAAUGAGUAUUUAAAGUUAGCCGCCAACGCUGACAAACAACAAGUGCAAAGAAUCAAAGCUGUGUUCGAAAAGAAGAAUCAAAAGAGUGCGCAGAUUAUCGCGCAGUUACAAAAGAAACUAGACUCCUACCAAAAAAGGGUUCACGAGUUGGAGAAACACGGUAUUCAAAGUCACAGGCCGCCUAGAGAGGUACUGAGAGAUAUGGGACAAGGUUUAAAAAAUGUUGGUGGUAAUAUUAGAGACGGCAUCACUGGAUUUAGUGGGUCAGUCAUGUCCAAACCUAGAGAGUUCGCCCAUUUGAUCAAGAACAAAUUUGGCAGUGCGGACAACAUCAGUCAACUCUCAACUUGGUACGUAGGGCCCGCCCAGUCGAUUAACCAGACCACCGGUUCGGAAGGCAGUUGCGCAGGACCCGGUCACGAGGGAGGACCAGGCGAGGGAGGCGGGGCCAACCACAAGGGCGCGACCAAACACGGCAGCGCUACAUUACCCAUGACCGCGUCGCAGAGCAGCAUGCAAGGCGGAGGGGCGGUACAGAAAAGGUUUCCUAGCGACGAUGGUUCCGAGUGUGAAAGUAGUGUAACUAGUGAUAGUAUAGGAAGGUAUGAACAUGCCCAAGAGUUAAGCCAACAGGAUUAUUUUAUUGAGCUGAACAAGAAACUUAAGAUUUUACAAGAUCAAAUCGAUCCCUUGAAAGAGAAUGCGGAGAGUGCGAAGUUGCUUCAGGCCGAAGUUCAGUAUCUUCACAGUGCAUUGCAAGAUGAGAGAUUUAAGGCUGAAAGGCUUGAAGAACAGAUCAAUGACCUGACAGAAUUACAUCAAAACGAGGUAGAAAAUUUAAAGCAGGCCAUGGCGGAUAUGGAGGAAAAGGUUCAGUAUCAAAGUGAAGAAAGGUUAAGGGAUAUUCACGAAAUGCUUGAACAGUGCCAGACAAAGAUUCAAAAAAUGGAACACCAAGCCUUACAACAGCAACAGUACGUCAUGUUGGAGGGUUUGGACAAUUCAAAUGCGCGCGCUUUAGUUGUGAAACUGAUCAACGUCCUUUUGACAGUAUUGCAAGUUGUUUUGUUGCUAGUGGCAACGUGUGCCGGUAUUAUUAUGCCCUUUUUGCGUACCAGAGUAAGAAUAAUUACCACCGUUGUUUUCGUCAUAGCCAUAGUGUUCACCCUAAAGCAGUGGCCGGAAGUGCGUGAUAUAGGCGGUCAUAUGAUGAAACGACUCAAAGACACUCUAGCACCGGUCGAAUAGCGUUGGCCCCGCCUUAUUUUGCCAACCGGAGCUCUGGGAAUAGCAUACGCCCUUCCCGCCACGCCCUAGCGACAAGCCUCGCCCACCUGUACGCCUGUUUAAUGGAUAAGGGGCGUGGUUAAAGUUUCUGCCAGUGUAGGCGUGGCGUAGGAUUAUUUAGGAACAUACUGAGUUAUAAUGUUAAGUCAGUGGCGGCUACUAGUAAAUAAUUUUUCGUUAUUUGUUGGGUUAGUUUUAAUUGAUUCUUGUGCAAAUGUGAUGUAGAACGUAGAUUCCCGAUUAUUUUACUGUGUAACAUGAUUUAAGUAGGUUUUACAGUCCGUGCUCAAUUGUUUUCUAAUAUUUUUUUUUAAAGAAAGACCAAAAAUAUUUAAUUAUUUAUAUAGGGUGAUUCACGGCGAUGGCACGUUAGACGUGUAUGGAGAACAGGUGAUUUUUACAUA
Messenger RNA from Sitophilus oryzae (rice weevil), 2667 nucleotides. RefSeq names its product transmembrane and coiled-coil domains protein 2 (gene Dmtn). Gene Ontology annotation, cellular component: endomembrane system. The record is from RefSeq and is a predicted model, not a curated record. The transcript is spliced from 10 exons. The coding region runs from base 464 to 2224 and encodes 586 amino acids. NCBI's taxonomy places the organism in Eukaryota, Metazoa, Arthropoda, Insecta, Coleoptera, Curculionidae.